AUGGGCCUCAACACCACGAACCCCGCCAUUGGGCCUACCACAAGCCCAUGGGCUCACCCGUCAAGAAGCACUCCAACUGGAGUCGUCAGCUCUCUACGAUUGGUCAAAAGGCAGGAUGAAAACACUCGUAUAACUAUUACUCAAACCCUUCCACGCCCAUCCAGCACUUGGGUUGCAACGGCGACACUUCACGGUGACUUCCCGGCUACUCCUCCUGCCAGAUCGACCGGCGGAGUGAGCAAUGGCCAAAUUGGAGCAAUAAUAGGAGCAACAUCCGCGACUUUGAUUGGUAUUUUGGUCGUUGGCUGGUAUUGUCUUCGUAAGCGGCGGAAAGGCCAGUCGCUUCCCAAGUCGUCUCGUUCAACCAUUUCGCCUUUCUCAUCACCACCAUCCUCGCCCAGACCUAUUCCCCCUCGAACACACUCUUCGUACGUCAGGCCAAAAGUACAGCCUUAUGAAGGUCUACGCAGUGUUCCUCCCGGACCUGAUUUCAGUAAACCUCCCAUCCCUCCGUCCUUCAACGGACAGCCAGGAGAUUCACAACCAGGAGGUUCGACUUCAGCGCCAAAUUUCAGUGGACCACCCAUCCCACCAACCUACAUACCGAACUUUCAGAAUUCAUCAUCGAAUCAUACAUUCCACCCGCAGUCAAACGUCCCACGGUCCAAUGUCCCGCAGCCCAAUACACAAAGUUCACAGCCAUUCGGCGAACAACCUGCCCCCACGCAUAAUUCUUCAGCAAAGCCUGAUAGUAAGCCUGAAGACAGUGGGGGAGAAAUCAAAGGCCAAGGAAUUAGAGAUGAGGUGGCUCCGCAAGUGAUCAACGUCGACCCUGGCCCAUCGACUCGUGAUAGACAGGGAUCUGAGAGUCACAGAGCAACAGCAGUACCUAAGGCCUCCAGUAAUAAUAUCGAGAGAAGCAGAAAUGGUAAACAAGGCAAUGGUCCAGUUUCAGCCGGCAAGGUUCAAGGCCAUUAUGAAAGUCGACCCAAAGAAUCUAACAAGCAACCACCGGCCAGGGCCCAGCCUGUACCUUCAAGCAAGCCUAAAGCAAAAUCGCCCAAGGUUUUUCACGAUCAGAAGCCACCGAAUGCGCCGGUAACCAGAGCAAGACGAGAUACUAGUGAGGCUUUCAGCGUGUCCAUCAUGAAAUAUGUUGCAGGGCGCAAAUAA
Colletotrichum truncatum is the source of this 1173-nucleotide messenger RNA. RefSeq lists its product as uncharacterized. The record is from RefSeq and is a predicted model, not a curated record. NCBI's taxonomy places the organism in Eukaryota, Fungi, Ascomycota, Sordariomycetes, Glomerellales, Glomerellaceae.